CCCUUUGGAUAUAAAACAUGUUGAUUUCCAAAAGAAGCUGCUUUGUUGCCUUUGGGAACGAGACGUAACAACGAACAGACGGGGAAGGAGACAGAGGAGACUACAACUUAAAACAAGGAUUGUUUUGGAUCAUUUUUGACGAUUUUAUUCGGCUGUAACAGCGAAUCGAUGUCGUCACCGUGCCUCAGCAGCAUCUUGACUCAUGCCAACCUGACCAUGUAUCAGACCGGCUUACCUGACAUCCCACAACAGCAGCUCCAUGCGUCGCCCAACCUCAACACUCUGGAGAGCAGGAGCUACAACACCAGAGGUCAGUGGUACAAACAGAUGAGCCCUCAUUACUGGACGGCAGAGCACGUUCUUGAGUGGAUCAGUGACCAUGUGGAGAACACCAAGUUUGAUGCCAGCACGCUGAGCCUGGCUUUCUGCUCCAUGGACGGCCUCUCCCUCUGCCGCAUGAACCAGGAGGAGAUGACGAGAACCUUUGGCCCACAGCUCGGUCCACAUCUUCACCAAAGCUUGGAAGAAUACAAGACUGAACACGAGCUACAGAACCUCCCAGGACCAGAACUCAGUGAGACGUGCCAACUUCUGGAUAACUUCUUGGACAACUUGAACUUCCCUUUGCUGACCUCUCUCCGAAUCGGCCAUGAUGAUGAAGCUGAGAGCAGGAGAGACUUUGACUACCGGAGUGGUUAUGAUCUUAAUAGACUGACCAUGGAGACCAUGACGCCGCUGGAUGAGACCGAUUACCUCUCCGAUAAUCCUUCUGACAGUGAGAGCAGCUCUUCAGCCAACAGUGGCAUGUUUAGGUUCAUGAGCUCACCAGAGUCCGGCACCAGCGAAUCGGACCCAGAGUUCCCGUACCCAGUGUCAAAGAUCCACAUUAAGACGGAGGACGGAGAAUGUCGCAAGAAGAGGCCCCGAGGGCGGCCCCCUAAAAUCAACCGGGAGAACAGCAGCACCAUUUAUGACAACCCAAAGAAAAGCAAACAUGCACCCCGUGGUACCCACCUAUGGGAGUUCAUCAGGGACAUCCUCAUCCAUCCGGAGAAGAACCAGGGCCUGAUGAAGUGGGAAGAUCGUCGAGAGGGUGUGUUCAAAUUCCUCAAGUCCGAGGCCGUCGCUCAGAUGUGGGGUCAGAAGAAGAAGAACACCAGCAUGACAUACGAGAAACUCAGCCGGGCCAUGAGGUAUUACUACAAAAGAGAGAUUCUGGAGCGAGUGGAUGGAAGAAGACUUGUCUACAAGUUUGGAAAGAAUUCCAGUGGUUGGAAGAUUGAGGAGAUAGGCGCCAGCCACUGAGUGGAUAAAGGCCGCAAAGCCAACCAGAGCGGGAGUUCAGGAACCAGAAAAACCUGUCCUGCCUGGCUGGAAAAUGUCGUUACUAUCUAAAAAAAAAAAGUUUAAGACGAAACUUCCUCUUACAGGGAAGGUGUUGCAGAAAAUGUAAGCCAUUGUGUUUGGCUCUAGUAGGUUUUAUGAACCAAUAUUAAUGUUUUUUUUGUUUUUGUUUUUUCGUUUUAUAUUUUGAUCCUCGUCACAGAAACGGUAGACAUAGAUCCGCUCAUGUUUUGGAGUGCCUGCAAACUCCUUCAGCGUUUACUGUCAUCAAAGUUUAAACGUUCUGGGGUUUUUUCGGAUUCGGAGCGAACUAGUCUCUGUCUUGCCGUCUUACGUUUUUGUUGUAGUACAUGGGAACGAAUUUGUUUCUAUAUCUAGUUUUCUUUCAUGUUCUGUCAUGUUUCCAUCAAAGACAAACAGGUUGUGUCUCUAAAUAUUGGUAAAUGCAAAGACAGAAUGCAGAGAAAUGGAUGUAGGUGAUGUUUUUUCACGUGUCUGUACGACUUGUUAUAAAGUGUUUUUCACACCGUUUUUAUUCAACUGACGCUGCUUGUUUUCACAUAAAUAAUAAAAGCUUCACUCAUCA
Messenger RNA from Cyprinodon variegatus (sheepshead minnow), 1930 nucleotides. RefSeq names its product E74-like factor 3 (ets domain transcription factor, epithelial-specific) (gene elf3). Gene Ontology annotation, biological process: regulation of transcription by RNA polymerase II; cell differentiation. The transcript is spliced from 9 exons. The record is from RefSeq and is a predicted model, not a curated record. The coding region runs from base 169 to 1305 and encodes 378 amino acids. Gene Ontology annotation, cellular component: nucleus. NCBI's taxonomy places the organism in Eukaryota, Metazoa, Chordata, Actinopteri, Cyprinodontiformes, Cyprinodontidae. Gene Ontology annotation, molecular function: sequence-specific DNA binding; DNA-binding transcription factor activity, RNA polymerase II-specific.